UCGAAACCUUCUCCCGUGAUGUGCGCUCCUAGAAAGCAUCUCCGGCGCGAGUAUCUUUAUCAAAAGUUCUAUCUCAUAGCAGUACCAGAUUCGAUAUUCCUACGGACUUUAUCUACCUGUGACAAUUAUCCGUCGUGAUUCAUAAGUUCCAAGAUGCGAUCUUGUUCAAUACUGAUUAAUCUCGUUUGCGUUAUCACCGUAUCGUAUACGGUUUCGGGACACCCUUUUUCAUUCCUGCCACGGCAUGCCGUUGAACGAGCUGCCGAACGUAGAAGCAUAAACAGGCAAAUGAUAGAGCACAAUUCCAAUUUCCUAACACCAUUGUCGGAAUAUGGGGCACGAAGUGAAUCGAAGCCCGUAGAGCCAUGGACUAAAAUCACACAGAAUCCAGUAAACGGCAUCGAGACCAUUGUGGGAAGCAAGGUGGAAUUGGAAUGCAAAGCUAGCGGCAGUCCUCCACCAGAAAUUCUCUGGUUUACAGGAAGCGGUAGCAACGAACAACUGAUCGAAUAUGUGAAAGCCAGUACGCAUUCUUUGUACGAUCCAUCCGAAGAGUGGAAAGGAGUGGCCAGAAUUAAUUCGAAACUCGUGAUAGAAUGCGUUACUCCGGAUGAUGCUGGAUUGAUCUACUGUGCGUCGGUUUCUGCGAGAGAGGUGAAGAUCUCCACUCCUACGGUGCUGCUGGUUAACAACGAAGGUGGUACCAGUAACUGCAGUUCUGAAAGCGACCCAGUAAUUACUCUUUACUCGCCUACUCUGGUAGCCACUAUUGGAGCAACAGUUGUGUUGCCUUGCAGAGCAAGUGGAAAACCAACACCACAAAUCACUUGGGUGGAUAACUACAACAUACCUCUAAGUCUGUCAACUAACUUGCGACACAGAGUAUUGGACAACGGUGACCUAAUAAUAGAGGAACUUUUAUGGGAAGACAUGGGUGGCUACACUUGCCAAGCCAAGUCUGAAAAUCGUCAACAAGUCAUCAGCACGUUCCUCUACCCUUUGCGUCCCGAAAAGGAAGUGGCUCGAACAAUCAACUAAAUAAUUAUUGAAAAACGAACUCAAUCAAUCCGAUCUCUGGCUAUCAUUAUAUUGUAUGACAUGCCAAAUCUUCUCGCGCUAAAUUUCGGUGUUCGUUAGCGUUCAAAUGGUAUUGUUUUUUUCAGUAUAAGCACUAUAUAUAGGAUUAUACAUAUUACGGUACUGAAGACAUGACAAUGCGUUUAAGAAUCAACAACGCUACAUUUAGUUAAUAUUGAUUAAAAUGCAGUCACUAUUUUACUUAAAGUUUUAUAAUAGAUUUUAAGGUGCCAAAGAGUUUUUGUAUUUGAUUAUGGUAAUGACGUUAGCAAUUUUAAAAUAGCGAUCUUUUUUAAGCUAUUGCAAUAUUUAAUUAUUGUUUAUACUGCGACGACGUCUGCGUUUCGUAUUUAAACGAAUUAUUUAUUUAUUAUGUAUGUACAUUGGAAGUCGAGUCAAUAGGCAGGCAUAACGAAAGAUACUUUGGUUAAAGCGAAGAUUAAUUACUAAAUUCUAGAAAACUCGAUGGAAAGGAAACGAUGGCCGAUCAUUUGACAUCGAUUCUUAUUUCGCUUACUGCAUACUUAUUAGUAUUAAUUAGUAAUUUUUACUUGUUUUCAUUAUUUUAGUCACUUAUUCGUAUGAAAUUAUCAUAAUCUAUUGUCUAUUGUGAACUGCUAUAUUUUUAUGUAUAAAUAAGUGUAUUUCAUUUCGUACAAUGUUUAUAAA
Bombus terrestris (buff-tailed bumblebee) is the source of this 1746-nucleotide messenger RNA. RefSeq names its product neural/ectodermal development factor IMP-L2 (gene ImpL2). The transcript has 7 exons. The record is from RefSeq and is a predicted model, not a curated record. Lineage: Eukaryota; Metazoa; Arthropoda; Insecta; Hymenoptera; Apidae. Gene Ontology annotation, cellular component: axon; plasma membrane. Gene Ontology annotation, molecular function: cell-cell adhesion mediator activity. Bases 154 to 1038 code for a protein of 294 amino acids. Gene Ontology annotation, biological process: axon guidance; dendrite self-avoidance; homophilic cell-cell adhesion.